CUCCACCUUUUGUUUAGUAUAGAUAAUUAAGGUCAUCUUCACAAUACAAACAAUCCGGCGGCCACCCGUUUUCUGCCCCAAAAGAUUUUCAGAAUCCUCCUAACUUGUCUUUUCACCUUUUUUUUCUUCUUUUUUUUUUAAUCUUUCCUAUGAGUUCUAACCAAACAAUGGGGACUGUGUCAGAACCCUUUCAUCUUCCUUUCUCUCAUUGCUUCCCAUUAUAUUCUUGCAAUUCACCCAUUAUCCUUAGCCGUAAAUCUUUUUCUCCUCUAUUCUCCUUGCGGCCGAUCAAAAAAUUUUGGAGAUUCAUGGUGGAUUUUUGCAUCUCCGCUUCGAUUUUCGUCAGAUCAUUUGAAAAACUCUAGGAAGUAAUUGUUUUUUGGAGAGAUAUGGAGGAUCAGAAGCAGACGAGUUUCACGUUUGAGAUAGAUAACUUCUCUGAGAAGGAAGGUUGGAUACGAUCUCCAACAUUCUUAAGCGGUAGCUGCGAAUGGUAUGUUUACGUUUAUCCCAAAGGAGAUCUUGUUGAUGAUCACUUGUCUCUGUACCUCUACGUUGCGAAUCCUGAAUCAUUGCGACUUGGAUGGAAAAGAAGAGCUACUUUUUCCUUCCUUCUGUUGGAUCAAUCCGGCAAAGAGCCAUACAAAUUAACCGAAUUAUGGUGCAAGUUGUUCUGCGCUCAGGUCUCAGGAUGGGGUAGCGCAAAGGCCGUGCCUCUUAGAAAGCUUCAAGAAAAAGGGUUUAUGGAGAAUAACAAACUGAUAGUUAAAGUGGAAGUAAAAGUAGUUGAAGUUGUUGAUGAAUCAGAAGUAACUGGGAAUGAGACCUUAGAUGUCCAAGGGUUCCAAGUACUUUAUUCUCAGGUAACUUCAGUGACUAGGCUUUUCGCGAAGCAUCCGGGCUUUGCCGCAAACUUCAAACCAAAGAGCCAAUUGGUGAAGACAACAUACAUGAAUAUCUUACUCGGUCUCAUAGAGGCAUUGAACAAACCUCCACAUAGUUUAUCCGAGACUGAGCUAACCAACGCUCACAGCGAGCUGAUCGAUCUAACAGAAGCAGGCUUCAAGCUAGACUGGUUGAGGACAAAGCUUGAUGAGGUUUCCUUGGAGAGGAAGAAAGCAAGUGCUGAUGGUAUUAGAGUCCAAGAACUCGAGGAAGAAGUCAAGAAUCUCAAAGCUGAACUGAACAAGGAGAAAGUAAAAUCUGCUACCUCUGCAGCUAAGAUUCGAUCGAAUUCUGAUGACAUUCAUUCUCAUUUUACAUACUAA
This is a messenger RNA of Thlaspi arvense, 1268 nucleotides long. The record is from the annotation of a GenBank genome assembly. Lineage: Eukaryota; Viridiplantae; Streptophyta; Magnoliopsida; Brassicales; Brassicaceae.